This is a messenger RNA of Branchiostoma floridae (Florida lancelet), 1464 nucleotides long. RefSeq lists its product as uncharacterized. The transcript has 10 exons. The record is from RefSeq and is a predicted model, not a curated record. NCBI's taxonomy places the organism in Eukaryota, Metazoa, Chordata, Leptocardii, Amphioxiformes, Branchiostomatidae. Bases 1 to 1464 code for a protein of 487 amino acids.
AUGAAUGACAAAGACGAGUGGAAGCAACACGGUUGGUACGCCUUCAAGAUUUUCACGAACACGCCUGAGACGUACACGAAAGCGAGGGACGCUUGCGUCAAGGAAGGAGCGACACUUGGGAUCUUUAAGGACCAAGACACUCACGAUUUCGUCGUUUCCCUCAGAAAUCUGCAGGCACCAGACAAGAGAGUUUGGAUCGGUUUGAACGACAUAGAAAACGAGGGCAGUUUUGUUUGGGAAGACGGGAGUCCUCUGGGUGAGUUCAGCGCAUGGAUUCCGGGGCAGCCGAACAACAAAAAGAACGAUGACUGUGUCAAGAUAAGACCUAAUACAGGUUCCAUCCCGAACCAGUGGAACGAUUGGCCUUGCACCAAAGCGGAUGGUUAUGUCUGUCAGAAACUACUUUCCAGUUUGCCCCAAGUGGAGGUCGUCGGUUCGUCGGGAAGUUCUUGGGCCGAUGACGCGGCCGGUUACAGUGCCGACAGGACAGCAGACGGCAACCACCUUACACACUGGCGUCCUAUGGGCUCCGGUCAACACUACAACAACUGGUACAUAGUUUACGACACGGGAAAGACAAACAGCACAGUCACCAAGUUUAGCCUGACCAACUAUGGAGACACCGUGCAUGACGUCAGCGCCUUCACGCUGCAGACGUCAUCAACCUGUGGGCUGUACGGAUGGAGUGACGUCAUCACGGUCGAUGACGUGGCAGCAGGGACGCGGCAACCCCAGGAGUUCGGCGGGUUCGCCGAGUCGGCCCGAUACUGGAGGUUGCUCGUCACGGGGACCCACUCGGGAUGGCCACCCUUCCUGAGAGAGGCGGGCUUUCCAGAACUCUUGGACACCCCCUCGAUGCCUGUCUACCAGACGUGCCAGGUCGUCUCUACAGAGAGUGGAGGGGAGAUACGGAACCCGCAGCACCCGAAGCCGUCCUCCGUGUCCUGUGAGGCGCUAGUGAAUGCCGGCAGAGGGAAGCGUGUGGAGCUGACGUUCCGGGAUCCCUUCUCCGUGGAACCGCAGGCGGACUGCAGAUUUGACUACGUGGAGUUAUUUGACUAUGUGGAUGAAGCGUGGGAAAGUCUGGGGAAGUUUUGCGGGCGCACCAGACCUCGUGCGACCAUCAGCUCGACCGGAAGCGCCGUCAAAGUCGUCUUCCACGCAGACGACAGCAUCGCAUCUUUGUUCUCUGUUGCUUGGCAACCGAAAGUAAACACAAGAACAGAGACAGAAUGCAGCACCCCCUAUGUACCAGGUGUCAAUGUCGCCCAGGAGAAGACAGCGCACCAAACAAGCACUUCUGGGCCAGGGGUCGCCAGCCGUGCCGUGGACGGGAGCACACGCACCAGUUACUCAGACGGUUCCUGUACGCAUACAGACCAGGAGGACAACCCCGCAUGGUGGGUGGACCUCGGGCAAUCGUAUACGGUUCAAAGACUUGCCUGGAAAGCAGGUCUUGUCUGA